AUGAAUAUGUUAAUUGAUAUUGGUUCUUGGGACCCCAUAUUUGUGUUUCAAAGCUCAUCGCGUUUGUCUGAGUGUUCCCUAAAUCUUUGGGAACAAUCCGUUGGAAAUAAAACAGAGGUUCCCAAAUGGGAAGAGUUAAACAAUUUUUUAACGGAUAGAUUUCAUGCUCUAGAAAGCGUUUCUGAUAUCAUAUCUUUGAACAAUACAUUUGCCAUUAGCUCUCAAAUGGUUUUAAACAGUGACAAUAAAACAUCAACUAAAGUUAAACAAUUUAAGGCCCAUUAUAACAAAGUAGAUUCUUUACAAUGUAAAAUAUGCAAAGAAAAUCAUAAGUUGAUCACUUGCAACAAGUUUUUAAAUAUGGACUACAAAAAUAGAGUCUCAACAUUGAAAAAGUUUAGAUUCUGUUUCAAUUACCUAACUAUUGGCCAUAUGUACGGUGAUUGUAAAAGUCCAAAUGGUUGCUCUAAAUGCAAAAGAAAGCACCAUACGUUAAUGCAUAAAGAUUUUAUAAAGAAAAGUACUCAAAAUCAAGUAAAUGAUGGGUCUCAAAUUGAUAAUCAAAGUAACAAUAAUCAAGUACAGUCUUCUAAUAUUGCCGGCCCUUCAGGGGUACGAGCACUUAUUGAUCCUUGUUCAGAUGAAAGUUUUAUUUCUGAAAAAAUCCAAAAAUUAUUGAAUUUGCCUACUAGUCCAGUUACAGCUGAAAUUACUGGUUUAGGCGGUGGUGUAAUAAGCAAAUCAUCAAAAAUGGCAUUUUUGGAAAUUGGUUCUCUUUUUGAGCAAAAUUUGUCUCUCAAUAUUAAAGCUUUGGUCGUGCCUCAGGUGACUAGUAAUGUUCCAACACACUCCUUUGUACCACUAACUGAAAAUGAUCUACCAAAUUUAACUUUUGCGGACCCAAAAUUUUAUGAAAGUGGUAAAAUUGAUUUGUUAUUAGGAGGUGAUUUAUAUCCUCUUAUACUUCGUGAGGGAGUUCAACAUGGAAUUUUUAAUUCAUUAGUAGCUCAAGAAACAAUUUUUGGAUGGAUUGUCACAGGCCCUACACCAAAUAAUGUUUCCCCACAAUUUAUAAAAAUGUCUUAUAUGACUAAAGUUUCUAUUAAUGACCAAUUGACAAAGUUUUGGGAAUUAGAGGAAGUUUCUCGAAGAAAAAUUUUAUCAGAAGAAGAUAAAAAGUGCGAAGAGAUUUAUUGUUCCACUACAACAAGAAACUCGGAAGGAAGAUAUGUUGUAACUCUGCCCUUUAAAAACAAUUUUCCAGUGCUAGGUCCAAAUAGACAUAUAGCGGUUAGUCAGUUCCUUAGAAAUGAAAAAUCAUUAUUACGUAAACCUGAAUUUAAGGCUCAAUAUGAUGAGGUCCUCAAAGAAUAUAUAACUUUAGAACAUAUGGAAAAGAUAGAAGAAUCCGAAAGUAGUCCAAGUUAUUAUUUACCUCACCAUGGUGUAUUUAAGCCGGAAAGUACUACUACAAAGAUGAGGAUUGUUUUUAACGCAUCGAGUGUGUCAUCUAAUGGUAAAAGUCUCAACGACAUGUUGUAUGUAGGCCCUAUACUACAAGCAGAUUUAGUGGUCCUGAUUUUAAAAUGGCGAUUCUUUCAGUUUGUCUUUAACGCGGAUAUUUCAAAAAUGUAUCGUCAAAUUUUGCUAAAGAAGGAGCAUAGACAGUUUCAAAAGAUAGUUUUUCGUAGUUCUGGUGAAAAUGAAAUCGAAGAUUUUCAAUUAAAUACUAUAACUUUUGGCGUUAAUUGUGCCCCUUUUUUGGCCCUUAGGACGCUACUAAAGUUAGCUGAUGAUGAAGAAAGAUGUUUUCCACUUGGUUCUAGAAUACUUCGUGAGUGUAUGUAUGUUGAUGAUGCUCUUGUAGGAGCACAUUCUAUUCCUGAUGCUUUGGAGGCACGAAACCAAUUAAUUGGUAUAUUAGACACAGCUGGGUUUGAGUUAAGGAAAUGGGCCUCAAACUCUAAACAAAUUUUAAAAAAUUUGCCCCAAGAGCAUCUUCUUAACUCUUCUUUUUUGUCGCUCGAUGAUAAGAGCAAUGCUAAAACUCUUGGUGUCCGUUGGAAUGCGGCGGAAGACUAUUUUUACUUUACAACUGAGAAGAUUAAGUUCAAAACAGCUUAUACAAAGAGGGAAGUACUCUCAAUUAUAGCAAGGCUAUUUGAUCCAGCAGGUUGGUUGGCCCCAGUGAUUAUAACAGCAAAGAUUUUGAUGCAGCAAAUGUGGCUCGACAAAAUAGACUGGGACGAACAUAUAAAACCUGUGGCUCUACAAAAAUGGAAGACAUUCAUUUCUAAUUAUAAUGAGAUUAAUACAAUUAAACUAGAUCGUUGGGUUCAAUAUAUGCCUAGCUCUUAUAUUGAAUUUCAUGGCUUUUGUGACUCUUCUGAGUUAGCUUACGCAGCUACACUAUAUAUACGUAUUGUGAAUGGUGAUAAAGUUUACGUAAAUCUUCUUAUUGGCAAAACAAAAGUGGCUCCAGUCAAAAGGCCAUCUUUGCCACGUUUAGAGUUAUGUGGCGCAGUACUUUUAGCAAAGUUAGUAGACCGUGUUAUCCCUAAUUUCAACCUCAAUACAUAUACUUUAUAUUUGUGGUCCGAUUCUACAAUAGUUUUAGCAUGGUUACGAAAACCACCGUGCAAUUGGAAAACAUUCGUCGCAAAUAGAGUAGCCACAAUAUUAGAAAAAGUUGGAAAUAAAAGUUGGUUCCAUGUAGCAUCAAAUGAUAAUCCUGCCGAUAUAGCAACCCGGGGGCUGAUACCUUCGGAAUUAAGAGAGAACACACUCUGGUGGAAUGGCCCAAAGUGGCUAAGAUUAGAUAAAUCUUGUUGGCCCACAAGUUUACUAGAAUAUGAGACUUCGGAAGAGUCCAAAAGGGUUCAAGUCAAUAUUGCUAGAUCGUCAGAAAAAGAAGAUAUUCUUGAUCGUUUCUCCAGCUUGUCUAAAGCCUACCACGUUAUCGCUUACAUAUUCAGGUUUUUCAAUUUGACAAAUAAAAGCAGGCGUAAAACUUUCAACUACGAUACUGUAAAAGUUUCGGCAAAAGAACUACUUUUUGUACGAAAUCGAAUAUUUUCCGUAUCUCAACAAUUACACUUUUCUGAAGAGUUCAAUAGUUUGCUCACGAAGAAACAGAUUAGUCCCCAUAGCACGUUAUUAACCCUUACGCCUUUUCUAGAUAAAAACAAUAUUAUACGUGCUAAUGGUCGUCUUGGUUCCACAACUUGUCUGUCCUAUAACGAGCGACACCCUAUUAUUCUAGCUUAUGGAAGUAGGUUAGCUCGCCUUUAUGUGGAAUUUGUGCACAAAUUAGUUUUUCAUGGAGGCCCUCGACUUGUUUUAAACGUUAUCCGCCAAGAAUGUUGGAUAAUUAAGGUGAAAAAUCUGAUCAAAACCGUAUCUUAUAAUUGUAAAGAUAAAGACAGGAAAAAACUCCAAACGCAAAUUAUGGCAGCCUUGCCCGUAGAAAGAACCACUCUAAGUCGCCCUUUUACUAACACAGGCGUUGAUUUUGGUGGCCCUUUUGAGAUUAAAAGUUUCACUGGUCGAUAUUGUCGUAUCACUAAAGGUUACGUGUGCCUCUUUGUUUGUUUUUCCACCAAGGCCAUACACCUUGAAGCAGUUAGCGAUUUGUCCACUCAGGCGUUUCUGGCAGCUUUGGCUCGGUUUAUAGCACGUCGUGGUUGCCCUAAGUGUAUUUUUUCGGAUAAUGGUAGAAAUUUUGUUGGCGCAGCGCGCGAACUUGGCUUAAACUUCGCAAAACACGUAAAAGAGCUACGUGAUUCUGCUGUCGAAAAAUAUGGCCAUCAACACCUAGAAUGGAAUUUCAUCCCUGCAGCCGCUCCUCAUAUGGGCGGAUUGUGGGAGGCAGGUGUAAAGAGCCUUAAAUUACAUUUUAAGAAAACUGCUGGUCAGCUUAAAUAUACUUUUGAGGAGUUUUCUACCCUUUUGGCACAGAUAGAAGCGUGUCUCAACUCCCAUCCUUUAGCCCCAAUUUCAGAUAGUGUUGAAGAUUUGUCUGCCCUUACUCCAGGACAUUUUUUAAUAGGUACUGCUCUUCUCACCCCAGCAGAACCCGAAGAAGUAUCCUCGCCGCUCAGUAUUGUUAAUAGAUGGCGAAAAAUUAAAGCUUUACAACAAGAAUUUUGCCACCGUUGGAAGCAAGAAUACUUAAAAGAGUUACAUAAGCGCAACAAGUGGAAAUUCUCUCAAAUUGAUCUGAAAGAGAAUGAUCUUGUUGCUCUUAAAAGCGAACCAACCUGUCCAACUGAAUGGCGUUUAGGUCGAAUCGUUAAGAUUUAUCCUGGCCCUGAUGGGAAAGUUAGGGUUGUCGACUUAAAAACUCAAAAUGGUAUCAUAAAGAGGCCCAUUCACAAAUUAGUUCUUCUACCAAAUUGA
Messenger RNA from Lucilia sericata (common green bottle fly), 4398 nucleotides. RefSeq lists its product as uncharacterized. The record is from RefSeq and is a predicted model, not a curated record. NCBI's taxonomy places the organism in Eukaryota, Metazoa, Arthropoda, Insecta, Diptera, Calliphoridae. The transcript has 3 exons. Gene Ontology annotation, molecular function: nucleic acid binding; aspartic-type endopeptidase activity. Gene Ontology annotation, biological process: DNA integration; proteolysis. The coding region runs from base 1 to 4398 and encodes 1465 amino acids.